UCCCCUUGUGACUCUGAUACAGGUUCUCCACAUACGAUUCUACUUGCCAAAUUGCACAAGAGAUUGCUGAGAAAAUUCAACAGCGGAAUCGGUAUGAAAGAAAUGGUGAAAAUACAACCAAGGUCCAGCCUGAUGACCGGAGGGGCUAAGCGAGGAGUACCCAGCCCUUGGCUCUUGGAGGAGCCAGAGGAGACCAGAGGCUUGGGUGUUGAUGGAAUCCGACAGCAGCAGCAGCAGAUCAUCCAAGUUUAUGCCAGAGUGGCUUCAUUCAUACAGAUGAACCAAGGAUUGGGAUAGCGCUAUACCAUUAGAAUCAGACAGCUGAUUGCCCAGCAGGAUGCCAUCCACUAUCCCAACAGAGGGCCUGAAAGACCCUGAAAUUGCAGAACUCUUCUUCAAAGAAGAUCCAGAGAAGCUCUUCACAGAUCUCAGAGAAGUUGGCUAUGGAAGCUUUGGAGCAGUGUACUCUGCACGAGAUGUGUGCACCAAUGAAGUGGUGGCUAUCAAGAAAUUAUCUUAUACUGGAAUGUGGUCUACGAAGAGAUGGCAGGGUAUUAUUAAGGAAGUCAGGUUUCUACGAACAUUAAAACAUCCCAACAUUGUAGAAUACAAAGGCUGCUAUUUACGUGAGCACACAGCAUGGCUUGUAAUGGAAUAUUGUAUAGGAUCUGUUUCAGAUUUUCUGAAAGUUCACAAAAAGCCAUUACAAGAAUUAGAAAUAGCAGCAAUUACACAUGGUGCUCUCCAGGGAUUAGCCUACAUACAUUCUCAUGCCAUGAUCCAUAGAGAUAUCAAAGCAGCAAAUAUCCUUCUGACAGAACAAGGCCAGGUGAAACUUGCUGACUUUGGAUUGGCUUCCAUGGUCUCUCCUGCCAGGUCUUUUGUGGGAACGCCAUAUUGGAUGGCCCCAGAAGUAAUUUUAGCCAAGGAUGAAGAACAACAAUAUGGUACCGAAGUAGAUAUUUGGUCUCUUGGAAUAACAUGUAUUGAACUAGCUGAAAUGAAGCCUCCUUUAUGGAGUGAUAGUUCAGUAAAUGUCUUCAGUCACAUAAUCAGAAGUGAAUCCCCUACACUACAGUCUACUGAAUGGUCUUAUCAUUUUCGACACUUUGUAGAUUCUUGCCUCCAGAAAAUCCCUCAAGAUCGCCCUACAUCACAGAAACUUUUAAAGCACAUGUUUGUUCUUCGGGAGUGCCCUGAAACAGUGUUAAAAGAUCUCAUUCAGAGGACAAAGGUCCUUUCCCAGGAGGCACCUAAUGGACCAGCAGUAGAAUCACAGGAAGAAGAGGAUCUAGAUUACUGUGUUGGAUGGAAAGGGACAGUGAAUAGUGUUGAAAGUCAUCAGGCUGUUGCCAGUAUGUCCAGCGGGGCCAGUAGUCAAAGCACUAGUGUCAACAUUUUUCCAGAUGCCUCAGAUGAUGAGAGAGAGCUAGACAUGAUGGAGGGAUACCACACAGUCAUGCCUAGUAGUUCUGUCAUCCAUUUAAAACCCGUUACAAGGCAAAUGCAAGAACACGAGCCUAGAGAACAAAUGUUUUGUUACAUCGAAAUGAGAUGGCAACAUCGAAAAAAGCUGGUGACUCUGGAAGAUAAGCUAAAGGCUGAGAUGUAUGAGCAUCGUUUCAGAAUAGAAAAAGAUUUUGAAACUCAGUGUAACAACUUUGCGGCAGAAAUGGAGAAACUUAUUGAGAAACAUCAGGCUGCUCUGGAAAAAGAGGCUAAAGUGAUGUCCAAUGAGGAGAAAAAAUUUCAGCAACAUCUUCAGGCCCAACAGAAGAAAGAACUGAGUAACUUUUUGAAGUCCCAGAAGAGAGAAUAUAAACUUCAGAAGGGACAGCUUAAGAAGGCACUGAAUGAAAGCCAGAGCGCCCCAAGGAAAGAAAAACAGGAAUGGCUGUCAAAGCAGAUAGAGAACAUCCAGCAUCUCCAAGCAGCGGAAAAGACUGAUCUUCUUCAACAUCAGAGACAGUGCCUAGGACUGCAAUGCCGUCUCUUCCAAAGAAAGAUAUUUCUUGGGCGCUGUAACUUGGAGCAGGACCUUGUCAUGGAGGAGUUAAAUAAGAGGCAGACUCAAAUGGACUUGGAGUAUGCAAUGCUACUGCGACAUCAUGAAUCCAUGCAAGAACUGGAGUUCCGUCAGCUCAACACAAUGCAGAAGAUGUGCUGUGAGCUGAUCAGAUUGCAGCAUCAAGCCGAGCUCACUAACCAGCUGCAGCAUAAUAAAUGGAGAGAACAAGAACUAAGGCGAAAGCACAUCAUGGAGGUUCGACAACAGUCUAAGAGGCUGAAGUCUAAAAAGCUCCAAAUCAAAAAGCAGUUCCAGGACACCUGCAAAAUCCAAACCAGACAGUACAAAGCUUUAAGAAAUCACUUACGGGAAUCUACACCAAAGAGUGAGCGCAAAGCUGCUCUGAAAUGGCUCGAGAAGUAGCAUACCCGGAAGUUAGCCAUCUUAGCUGAGCAGUGUGACCACAGCAUUCGUGAAAUGCUCUCCACACAAGCCCUGCGUUUGGAUGAAGCACAGAAGGCAGAGUGCCAGGUUUUGAAACUGCAGCUGCAGCAGGAACUGGAGCUGUUGAAUUCAUAUCACAGCAAAAUGAAGAUGCAGGCUGAGGCACAAGAUGAUCGAAAGCUUCGGGAGCUUGAACAGAGGGUCUCCUACCGCAGGGCACUCUUACAACAACAGAUAGAAGAAGAGGUAUUCAAAUUUCAGAAUGAAUCUACGGAAUGAAUGCGAAGCCUGCUGGAGCGUCGAGCAACAGAAAUGAAAUCUUUCAAGUCUGAAAGUGAGAGACUGGGUUUUAGUAACCUUGCCCUUACGCAUUCAGCCACAGCUCCUCCAGAGCUUCUGAUUGGCCUCACAGUCCUACUGGGGGUCCAGGACCUCACUCGGGGCAUCCCAUAGGUGGCACACCACAAGCCUGCAGUCAUCCAGUGCAAGGUGGGCCCCCAGUCAUGGAGGUCACCAUUCCACGCCAAUGCAUUGGGUACCCCAAGGUAGCAGUAUGGGAGUUGGCAAUAGCCCUCAGGCUCUGAGGCAGACAGCUGCCGGGGGACG
Messenger RNA from Manis pentadactyla (Chinese pangolin), 3058 nucleotides. RefSeq names its product serine/threonine-protein kinase TAO1-like. The coding region runs from base 338 to 2431 and encodes 697 amino acids. Gene Ontology annotation, biological process: protein phosphorylation; execution phase of apoptosis. Gene Ontology annotation, molecular function: ATP binding; protein kinase activity. Lineage: Eukaryota; Metazoa; Chordata; Mammalia; Pholidota; Manidae. The transcript has 20 exons. The record is from RefSeq and is a predicted model, not a curated record.